AUGUUCCAAUCACUCAAGGAUCGCUCUUCGUUUGGAGGCUACAUACGCUUUGUGAUCCGCAUCUUCCAAUUCGUACUCGCCAUCACCGUCAUCGGACUCUACGGCUACGAUCUCGACAAUGCGAGAAAGGCUCACAUAGGCGCAGACCCCAAAUGGACUUAUGCGGUCGUGGUCGGCGCCCUCUCUGCCAUCAGUGUAUUCUUCUUUCUCUUCAAGUAUACGUUACGGUUCUUCUGGGAUGCGGUUAUGCUAAUCCUCUGGGCCAUCGUCUUUGGCAUCUUCGGAAAAAUGUACAUCAGCGCUCACCCAACACCCCACCAACAAGGCCAACAACGCAUGAAGAACGCAGUCUGGAUCGACCUCGCAAACUUGAUCCUAUGGUUUAUUACCUUUGGCACGGGCGAAAAGGAGGGCAGGUAUGCGCCUGUGGAUCUGUGGGUCAAGUAUCCGGUAUUGCUUACUUCUGAUGCUUGGCAUUUGAGGUCUAAGGGCGAGUGGGUGGAUGAUACGGAGCAGGUUUUUGCGGAGUGUAGGUUAAUUAAGGAGAGGAAGUAUGCUAGGGAGGAUGCGGAGCAGCAGUCGCAGAGGGAGCAAGAGGCUGGGCUUGGAGAUGAGGGUUGGAUAUUGCCUGAUGAGUUGUUGCCGGAAGCUUUGUUGGUUGAAGAACUUGUUGCAGAAGAGGAGAUGCCGGAGCAGACAGAAGCUCCGUAUCAGCGGCCGGGACCUAUUCACGUUGAUUGA
This is a messenger RNA of Aureobasidium vineae, 741 nucleotides long. NCBI's taxonomy places the organism in Eukaryota, Fungi, Ascomycota, Dothideomycetes, Dothideales, Saccotheciaceae. The record is from the annotation of a GenBank genome assembly.